AUGGCGUCGUCGUCCGAGAUGCGCUCCGGCCUAGACAGCCUUAAGAAGGUGCCUAAGAAGUAUGGCGACAGGGUUGUCAGCAUGGCCAAAGAUCUUGUUCAUGUCAGUAAUAUAGGAAGCUUCAACAGCAGAUUGCUGAACCCAGCUACUGGAACUAUGUAUUACUUCUCAGACAGGAAAGGACAAGGUGCCUCAUAUUUAUUUGGACAGAGUGCUAGCAAAGGCGAGCACAAGGUGCUUGGAAGGAGAGUUAACAGGGAAGACAUGAUAAUUACAUUUGACCUUGAGACAGAGGAAUGGGGGACUAUCUUGGGACUCAAUAUCAGCUUUCUUGGUAAUGCUUUUCAGGUGCUUCCUGGUUGGCUUACCUUGUCUGACCUGAAUGGCUCUUUGGCUGUUGUGUGCUUGUAUGGCCUAGUCCCUAGUAUGGACAUAUGGAUUUCGAUAGACAUUGCAAAGGGUGACUGGGUCAAGCGGUAUAGCAUAACAUUUGAACAAUAUGACAUGCUUUCCUAUGUGCAUCCUUUGUUGGUCCUAGAUGACCAGAGGGUAGUCAUAUAUAUAGAAGACAAGGAAUUACUACAGAUUUAUAACCCAAGAACGAACACUUUCACAAAUGUUGUGGAGCUGGAGCACUGCUCUUCAAUUAGUUUGUAUACAGGAAACCUGUUGAGCUUGAAGUGUUGA
Miscanthus lutarioriparius is the source of this 687-nucleotide messenger RNA. The record is from the annotation of a GenBank genome assembly. NCBI's taxonomy places the organism in Eukaryota, Viridiplantae, Streptophyta, Magnoliopsida, Poales, Poaceae.